ACGUGAAUAAAACAAUAAAGAAACAGAAGGAGAAAGACGGCUGGUUCUAGACAAAAUCAGGUCCAUUGUCCAUGGGGGAUGGUCAGGUUUAGUUUAAUGGCUACCUAUUUCCAACGCCAAUGAACUUAGAUUCAACUUUCAACCAUGGAUAAACGUGAGUAGGCGGUGAUGGCGGUGGAGAUACGGGGAAUGGAAAUAAGGGAAUGACAAGCCACUUAUCCCGCAACCGGAUAAAAACAAAUUCAGGUUCCAUUUAAUAUGGAGACUGAAUGAUACCAAUUUAAUAUUACUUUUUAGCCGGCAAAAGAUGUGACUUCAUAACCCACAUCAUUGAUUAAUCUUUGGCUGCCUUCACAUGUUCAAUUCUGAAAAUCCCUAAAAAAGUUCCUUUUUUUUUUUCCAUUGACUCUACUACCUAUAUAAAUCUGUGAUGGGAAUUUAAGGAUUUCAUCUAUAAGUUGCCCCCACUAACACCCAUUAUCCAGCACAACAACAGAAUAGCCAUGGUUACAUUUUCACAAACACCUUGGAGUCGUUAUAGGGCUCGAUGUAUAAGUUUACCUGCUCGAUCGCAUCCAUCCACGAUUCGUGUUGAGGAAGAACUAGCCAAGCUUAGAUCCUCGGAUCCAUCAUCUUUCUCAAGCAUUGAAGCCAUUUGCAGUAGUCUCUCCGGCCUUGUGGAGCUCUACAGAUGCAUAAACGAGGUUCUUAACCUGCCACUGGCCCAACAAGCCCUAGCUUCACACCGACGUGAAAUUUGGGUACAGGAAUUGGUGGAUGAUUCUGUUAGAUUCCUGGAUAUCUGCGACAACACGAGAGACACUGUUUUGCUGAUAAAAGAAAGCAUUAGAGAACUCCAAUCUGCGAUCCGACGAAGCAAAUACGAAGAUUCAGGCAUCGAAAACAGUAUAGCUGCAUAUAUCUGCUUAAGAAAGAGGAUCAAACACGAAAGCUUGAAGAAAUCACUCGCAUCACUGAGACAAAUGGAUUGCACCACCGGAGCCUCUCCUCCUCUUCAAUUAGAAAACGAAGUAACGGCGGCUGUAAUCAGGGUGCUAAGAGAAGCAAGCUCUGUCACCUCCUCGAUCUUCAACUCGCUAUUGUCGUUCCUCGCCGUGCCGGUGCAGUGGAGGUCGAAACCAAGCCGAUGGACGUUGGUGUCGAGGCUUGUCCAAAAGGGAGCGAUAAGCCGGAACAAUCAGACGGAGAGAAUGAACGAGUUGGAGAAUCUGGAGAUAGCGAUGGAGGAAUUACGAUUUGGAUCAUCGAGUAGAGAUACAGAAGCGAAGGAGAAAAUUGAGGGAAUUGUUCGAGAGAGAUUGAUGGGGUUAGAUUCAAGCAUCGAAAGAAUCGAACGAGGAACAGAAGGAUUGUUCAGGGAAUUGAUUCAUACCAGAGUAUCUCUUCUGAAUAUCAUAACUGAGUGAAAUCUGAUCGCAUUGUGAUUUCCUCAUCUCAUGAAUUGAAUUCCGGCUAUCCAUCAAAAUCGGUUUAUGUACAUUCGUGAACUUAACUCCGUUAUUGGAUUUUACAUACUAAAUAUACUGUAUUAUUAUCAAAUUUGGCUGUGAAUUUUGAUUUUGAAUCAAGAAACAACUUAUCAUUCUGUAUAAA
Molecule: messenger RNA, 1614 nt
Organism: Cucumis sativus (cucumber)
Lineage: Eukaryota; Viridiplantae; Streptophyta; Magnoliopsida; Cucurbitales; Cucurbitaceae
Exons: 1
Coding region: 504-1427 (307 amino acids)
Biological process (GO): root development; shoot system development
Source: RefSeq, a predicted model, not a curated record